Molecule: messenger RNA, 795 nt
Organism: Cricetulus griseus (Chinese hamster)
Lineage: Eukaryota; Metazoa; Chordata; Mammalia; Rodentia; Cricetidae
Source: RefSeq, a predicted model, not a curated record
GCCAGACUUCGAAUGCCUAAGGAGCAACUAGAACUUUUAAAGAAGGAAAGCCAGACUUUGGAGAACAAUUUUCGUGAAAUCUUGAUUUUAAUUGAACAAAUAGAUAUUCUGAAGGCAUUGCUUAGAGACAUGAAGGACGGUGUACACAAUCACAGCUGGCCUGUCCACCGAGAGGCUGUGCAAGACCAGGUCACCACUGCGGUUCCAGAUGAGGAAAUGUCAAACUUGGUACAUUACGUACUUAAAAAGUUCAGAGGGGACCAAAUACAGAUGGCUGAUUAUGCCCUGAAGUCAGCUGGAGCCUCUGUCAUUGAAGCUGGGACCUCAGAAAGUUACAAGAACAAUAAAGCAAAACUGUACUGGCAUGGGAUCGGGUUCCUCAAUUAUGAGAUGCCUCCAGAUAUGAUUCUUCAGCCAGAUGUCCACCCUGGAAAGUGCUGGGCCUUUCCAGGUUCCCAGGGUCAUAUCCUGAUCAAGUUAGCCAGGAAGAUCAUCCCAACAGCUGUAACCAUGGAGCACAUCUCAGAGAAGGUUUCCCCGUCAGGAAAUACCUCGAGUGCACCCAAGGAGUUCUCUGUCUAUGGUAUUAAGAAAAAAUGUGAAGGAGAAGAAAUGUUCCUAGGUCAGUUUAUAUUUAACAAAACGGAAACAACCAUUCAAACAUUUGAGCUCCAGAAUGAAGCUUCUGAAUCUUUGUUAUGUGUGAAACUUCAAAUCUUUAGCAACUGGGGACAUCCAAAGUAUACUUGUUUGUACAGAUUCAGAGUCCAUGGCAUCCCCAGUGAUCAUACUUAG